Vigna umbellata (rice bean) is the source of this 1258-nucleotide messenger RNA. Lineage: Eukaryota; Viridiplantae; Streptophyta; Magnoliopsida; Fabales; Fabaceae. The record is from RefSeq and is a predicted model, not a curated record.
UGUUAUUAUUAUAAUGAAAGUACAGGAAAGAGUCAAUGGGAAAAGCCUCAAGAAUCAUACUUAACUGAGCAAUCACCAUCAUCUUCACAUCUCCCAGAAAAUUGGGUGGAGUCAUUGGAUGAAACAACAGGUCAUAAGUAUUAUUACAAUACAAAAACUCAUAUAUCACAAUGGGAGAGGCCUAAUUUAGCUCACGAAGUUUCUGUUGGUGAUGGAUAUGACCAAUCAUCUAAUUUACCACGGUGCAUGGGAUGUGGUGGGUGGGGUGUUGGCCUUGUUCAAGCAUGGGGUUACUGCAAUCACUGUACAAGGGUUCUGAAUCUUCCUCAAUGUCAGUAUUUGUUCUCAAGUUUGAACAAUCAGCAAAGCAGUGCUGCACAUCCCUCUCAAAUUUCAGACAAUAAGUCUAACAAAGAGAGGACCAGUUCGAAACCUCCAUUUCACAAAGGAAGCAGAAAAGGGGGAAAGAAACGUGCUCAUGCAGAGGAUGAUGAGUUGGAUCCCAUGGACCCUAGCUCCUAUUCUGAUGCUCCUCGUGGUGGCUGGGUCGUGGGUCUGAAAGGUGUGCAGCCACGAGCAGCUGACACAACAGCAACAGGUCCUCUCUUUCAACAACGACCAUAUCCAUCUCCUGGAGCUGUUUUGCGGAAGAAUGCUGAAAUUGCUUCUCAGAAGAAGAAACCAAAUUCACAUUUUACUCCCAUUUCCAAAAGGGGUGAUGGAAGUGAUGGGCUUGGUGAUGCAGAUUAGAACCAUCUUAUCAGAUACAUUUUACUCUAAUAUCCAGGAGUUAGAUAAGGAUGUCACUGCAUUGGCAAAACCAUCUGUGCUGUUGUGCAGUAAUACUGUGACUUACUGCAAAUGGCUGAACGGAAGCUAUACUUGAAGCAUUCUGACGGGUGAUGAUGAAAAUGGAACUCGGCUUGGCAGGCAUUCAUGAGCAGAAACGUCAUAACCAUAUGAUUUUUCACGAUUGGAAAAAUCUAGAACCUCAAGGUUGUGUGAGAAAGGAAAUUCUGAGCCUUCCAACAUGGUCUGUGCUCAUUCAUUUUGUUCAUCAUUAUAGCUAGUCAUGUUACGCUAGAAAUAUAAUUUUCUUUUUUCAUUAUAGUACGAUGGUAUUUUAUGAUGGUUGAUGGAGAUGUGUGUAGUCCAGAUCUUCUUCACUUUCUUGGAAUACCUGUAUUUGGUGUAGAUUCUCAGAUUUCAUGUAUCGUUCUUUUAUAAAAAUUGGGACAUAACAGCACUUUCACGAGUU